This is a messenger RNA of Schistosoma mattheei, 525 nucleotides long. The record is from the annotation of a GenBank genome assembly. Lineage: Eukaryota; Metazoa; Platyhelminthes; Trematoda; Strigeidida; Schistosomatidae.
AUGCAAAUACCAUUUGUUGGUUUUCAACCACUACGCACUAGUGAACAUAUGGCAUCAAUAGGAGUGUUCGCACUUCUUCAAGUUGUUGCUUUUUUCAAAUAUCUACAAACCCGUGUUCCCUCUGAUACGCUGAAGCAAUUAUUUACAUUUGGUGCCAUUUUUUCUGCUGGAGUUAUAUUUGUUGUUGUAGUUGGGCUGACAUAUGCUGGUGUUAUUGCACCAUGGAGUGGCAGGUUUUAUUCUCUAUGGGAUACUGGUUAUGCUAAGAUACAUAUUCCAAUUAUAACAUCCGUUUCUGAGCAUCAACCAACUUCAUGGGCAUCUUUCUUUUUUGAUCUUCAUGUAUUAAUUGCUACAUUUCCAGCUGGUGUCAGACUUUGCUUUAACAAUUUAAAUGAUGAACGUGUUUUUGUUAUUCUCUAUGCAAUAUUUGCAUCAUAUUUUGCUGGUGUUAUGGUUCGUCUUAUGCUUACAUUAACACCAAUUCGAUUUCCCAAGAAUUUAGGACAAACAUCUGAAACCUAA